AUGAGUAGCGGCACGAGGUUUAUAUUUCAGCGAAAGCUCUGUCUCAUUGAGGACGUAUUCGAUAACAGCACUGCCUUGCUCGCCGGUAGCUCUAAAGAAGUGCAAUAUAUCCUUGACGUAUCGUUCAACUUUCCAUCUGCGGUUAGCGGCGCGAGCUCAGGCCCCGAGCUGUCGUCCAAGUUUCCAUAUUCAGAAAUCACUGCGAACAUGAUCGCGAGCUUUGCUUUCAAGGCUACUUUCAGUAAGCUGGAAAUGUUUUGGACUGGCGUGAUGGAGGUACACUUCACCUAUAUAAGUGAGACUAAGAGCCCUCAGCAUACGCCUACCUUCAACCCCCUCAAGCACUUCAACUACUUCCACGAAGUUUCUAUACUGGUGUUCGGGACUUCUUCCAUCAUCUUCACCAUGUCAUCGUCCAACUCCAACCCUCGCAUAGUUAUCACGACGCACGACGCAGCAGGAACCGCAAUCUUUGGCUCCGAUAGUGAGGUGCCCCUGUUCCGCCCCAUGGGGCCGAUGGGUUCAUCCUUUGCAGUAUUUGAUGUGCGCAACUCGAUACCGGUCAACAACAUGGAGCCCGCACAAAACUACCCAAAUACGAUACCUCGCUGCCCGCCUAACGGCGCCAUAUUCUGCAUCAGCAACAUCGCGCCUCACUUCAGUGUUCCGAUGCACCGAACGCUGAGCCUCGAUUAUGGGGUCGUGAUUAGCGGCGAGAUAGUCAUGAAGCUCGAUAGUGGGGAGGAGAGAACUGUUAAAGCGGGAGAGUUCCUCAUCCAAGGAGGUGUGAAUCACCAGUGGAUUAACAGGACGGAUGAGGCAUGCCGAAUUUGCUUUGUGACGCUAAGUGCAGAGAAAAUCAAGUUGGCGGAUGGGACGGAGCUGAAUGAAAUUGCCACCAAGAAAUGA
Messenger RNA from Trichoderma asperellum CBS 433.97, 909 nucleotides. RefSeq lists its product as uncharacterized. Lineage: Eukaryota; Fungi; Ascomycota; Sordariomycetes; Hypocreales; Hypocreaceae. The record is from RefSeq and is a predicted model, not a curated record.